Culex pipiens pallens (northern house mosquito) is the source of this 1691-nucleotide messenger RNA. RefSeq names its product probable dolichyl pyrophosphate Man9GlcNAc2 alpha-1,3-glucosyltransferase (gene gny). Gene Ontology annotation, molecular function: dolichyl pyrophosphate Man9GlcNAc2 alpha-1,3-glucosyltransferase activity. Gene Ontology annotation, cellular component: endoplasmic reticulum membrane. The transcript has 2 exons. Lineage: Eukaryota; Metazoa; Arthropoda; Insecta; Diptera; Culicidae. Bases 59 to 1663 code for a protein of 534 amino acids. The record is from RefSeq and is a predicted model, not a curated record. Gene Ontology annotation, biological process: protein N-linked glycosylation.
AACCGUCAGUCAGUGAAGUGUCUUCUUCGAUGUAACGUGUACAUUUCGCCGGAACACGAUGACCGCCCUCGGUGGAUGCCUUAGCCUGGUCACGCUGGUGGCCGCCGGUAUUCUACUCCGGGCGACCGUUUCGCUGUAUUCCUACUCGGGCCAUGGAAAGCGUCCGAUGUUCGGCGACUUUGAGGCCCAGCGUCACUGGCAAGAAGUGACCGUGAAUCUGCCGAUUGCUGACUGGUACCGCAACACAACGGACAAUGAUCUGCUGUACUGGGGACUGGACUAUCCACCGUUGACCGCCUAUCACAGCUUCCUGGUUGGCAAGUGGGCCCAGCUUCAGGAUCCAAAGUUUGUGGAGCUGCACAAAUCGAGAGGAAUCACCAACCAAGGUCACAAGCGCUUCAUGCGGAACACGGUCCUGCUCGCCGACCUCCUUAUCUACAUUCCAGCCGUUCUGUUGGCCUGCCACGCAGUUCGGAAGACGAUCCACCGGGAGAGUGCCACCGGAGUUGAUCUGCUCUUCAUGGCCACAGCGAUUCUCUACCCGGGACAGCUCCUCAUCGACAAUGGACACUUCCAGUACAACAACAUCUCCCUCGGAUUCGCAGCAGCCGCGAUAGCGGCCAUUCUCCGCAACCGGAACCUGCUAGGAGCCUUCUUCUUCGUGCUCGCCCUCAACUACAAGCAGAUGGAACUGUACCACGCGCUGCCAUUCUUCUUCUACCUUCUCGCAUCGUGCUUCAAAUCUACAAAAGGAUUCAGCCUCGGAUCAGGACUAUGGAAGCUGAUUAAACUAGGAGCCCUGGUUUUGGCGACUUUUGCCGUGCUGUGGAGUCCUUGGUUGGGAUCGGUGGACUCGGCGCUGCAAGUGCUGCAUCGAGUGUUUCCCGUGGCGCGAGGGGUAUUUGAGGAUAAAGUUUCGAAUGUUUGGUGCAUCGUGAAUGUUUUCGUCAAACUCAGAAACUUCGACAACGCCCACAUGGCCAUCGUCUGCCUCACGUGCACCCUGUUCGCGGUGCUCCCGAGCUGCGUGCACCUUCUCUUCCAUUCCACCUCCAAGCGGAACUUCCUGCUCGCCCUGGCCAACUCCGCGCUCGGCUUCUUCCUGUUCAGCUUCCAGGUCCACGAAAAAUCCAUCCUCCUGGCGGCUCUUCCGAUUACGCUGCUUUUCCCCCUUUAUCCAGCCCAGUGCUUCUGGUUCCUGCAGAUCGCUACCUUCAGCAUGGUCCCUCUGCUGGCUAAAGAUGGCCUCGUUGGACCGUAUCUCGGACUUACGGUGCUUACGCUAGCCUUUCUUAAGAUUUCGCUGGGCUUCCUCACCAACUUUACCCUCAAACCGUCCUUCUGCACGCUGGAUGCCUUUGGCGUUGAGAGCCUGUUUAAAGGAAAACGCGCGAUUCCGUCCCGCUGGGACAUUUCCCUGGUCCAUCUCUACUACGCGUCCCUCGUGGCCCAAGCGAUGCUGCUGUUGGCCUUCCAGUACGUUCCGGCGCCACCCCAGCUGCCCUUCCUGUGGCCGCUGCUCAUCUCGGCGUUCAGCUGUGGACACUUUGUGCUGUUCUUCGUGUACUUUAACUGCCAGCAGCUGCUUUCGAAUGGAGAUUUGAAGAUCGUAGAUAAGAAGGACGGUGCUGUUGGGAAGACGAACAAGCGAAAGGUCAAAUAAAGAGUUGGACUGAGAGUUGAGCUUAGAA